Messenger RNA from Fonsecaea multimorphosa CBS 102226, 2298 nucleotides. RefSeq lists its product as uncharacterized. The coding region runs from base 1 to 2298 and encodes 765 amino acids. Gene Ontology annotation, biological process: protein deubiquitination. Gene Ontology annotation, molecular function: cysteine-type endopeptidase activity; cysteine-type deubiquitinase activity. The record is from RefSeq and is a predicted model, not a curated record. Lineage: Eukaryota; Fungi; Ascomycota; Eurotiomycetes; Chaetothyriales; Herpotrichiellaceae. The transcript has 3 exons. Gene Ontology annotation, cellular component: cytosol; nucleus.
AUGACUUCCUUCUUUGGAAAGCUCAAGAGCCAGGUGAGUCAAGAAACCAGACGGAUUGAGUCUCCAUCAUCUCCCAGGACCCCUGGUGAAGGCUCGCGCAAGAUCUCUGGUCGUCUUUAUUUGUCCGACUGCUUUGGAAUGGUAACUAACGGCCUGGUCUCUCCUCAGAAUGCGUCUGCCCCGGCAGUAGGCGCAUCCCCCGCCAGAAAGGACGCAAAUGCGCCUCUACCUACCCCUCUCGAGCGCAUGCUUGCGAAUGCUGGCCCGCUUCGCACCGAUGGCAGUGAUAAGUUCUUUGGCAUGGAAAACUUCGGAAACAGCUGCUAUUGCAACUCGAUCCUGCAGUGUCUCUAUUAUUCUGUCCCUUUCCGAGAACACGUCCUUUCGUAUCCGCGCCGGUCAAACCCUGACGCUGUCGCCCACGCUCAAUUGCACGCUCCUCCUCGGGUACCGCCGAAUCAACAGAAUGGGGCAGCGAAGAAGCCGCCGCCUGGACCUGCAUCGGCGCGAAACGCCGGUACCCCCCCUCAACAACAGAAGCCAGAGGAUAAAGACUCGCCGGAGUACAAAAAGAAACAGGCGAUAAUCAACGGGCCCAUUCUGAACGUGACUUACGAAAACUCGCAGGACUACGACAUGCCAGAGAGCCUUUUCACAUCGCUAAAGGACAUUUUUGAGGGUAUUGUCUUGCAUCAGUCAAGGAUGGGAGUCGUGAGUGGGCACAGAUUCCUGGAGGUUCUUCGCAAGGAGAAUGAGAUGUUCAGGUCUGCCAUGCAUCAGGAUGCACACGAGUUUCUCAACCUUCUCCUCAACACCGUGGUGGAGAAUAUCGAAGAUCACGACAGAAAACUGACUGCACAGAAAAAAGUGCAGGAGCUUCCGGCGAUAGAAGAACCAGCCGACAUGUCACGAACAGAAUCAGCGACUGUAUCAUUCCCUUCCAUACUACCAAUGCCGACAGCGAACUCACCGACAAAAUGGCUUCAUGGCCUCUUCGAAGGCACCCUCACUUCUGAAACCAGAUGUUUGACUUGCGAAAACGUUUCUCAGCGUGACGAACCCUUUCUAGAUCUUUCGGUCGAUUUGGAGCAGCAUUCCUCGGUCACUGCAUGUUUACGAAGGUUUUCCGAGGAGGAGAUGUUGUGCGAGCGAAACAAGUUCCAUUGCGACAAUUGCGGCGGCCUUCAGGAAGCAGAGAAGCGAAUGAAGAUUAAGCGACUUCCACGAAUAUUGGCUUUACACCUAAAGCGUUUCAAGUAUACUGAAGAUUUCGGACGACUGCAGAAAUUGUUCCACAAGGUUGUGUACCCUUACCAUUUAAGACUCUUCAACACCACAGACGAUGCAGAGGAUCCUGACCGACUUUACGAGCUAUAUGCAGUGGUUGUUCAUAUUGGAGGAGGCCCCUACCAUGGUCACUACGUCGCCGUCAUCAAGACCCAGGACCGGGGCUGGCUACUUUUCGACGACGAGAUGGUUGAACCUGUCGACAAGAACUUCGUCCGCAACUUCUUCGGAGAUAAGCCGGGGCUUGCGUGUGCCUACGUGCUGUUUUAUCAAGAGACAACACUGGAGGCCGUCCAAAAGGAACAAAGGAUGGAAGGAAAAAGACGAGCUUCGCAGGACCUGACCAAUCCUUUGGGCGCUGAUGCCAAACGCUCAGCAGAGUUGCAUCGUGUUGAAACCUUCAGUCCAAUGGGUUCUCCGAUGUCGCCCGCAGAAUCCGCACAAUACACUGUGCUCGAUCAUGCUGUAACUGCGCCAGCUCAAUUCAAGGCCAAUGGCCAUGUUGAAGCGCCUCAAUCUCCCACACUCGGUGCCGCCAGACCGACAAGUCCAGUCGUGCAAAGCAAGAAAGAAAAGGCCAAAGAAGAGAAGGCAAGGAAAGCGGCAGAGAAACAGGCGGAGAAAGAGAGACAAGAAUCCGAGCGACAACGCCGCAAAGAUUUGGCCAACAAAAUCACGGAAGCGCACAAGAGGCAAGAAGCGGAGCUUAAGGCGGCAAUGGAAGCAAGUAAGGCUACGAAGGCCGAGGAGGAUAAGCGAAACGCCCUCGAAAGAGCGCACACCGUGCAGGCAAACGGCAGUAGCCAUUCCGGACUAGAUCGAUUCAAACGAUCGAAGAGUCUACGAUUUGGAUCUCUAACCAAAAGGGACAAGCCGCCGUCGAAUCCAUCCGAGGAGAAUAUGGUUCCAACAGUGACAGCAGAGACUGCGGAACCUCCAGAAAAGGAUAAGGAGAAAGAGAAGAAAAAUCGUUUCAGCAUUCGAAAGAAGUCGUUCGGUGUGUUAUCUUGA